UUCAUCACUCUCCAUAAUUGCAGAGAUCAAUCACCAGGGAAAACUGGACUGAAGCAAGGCUCUGAAAUCAAAGUACUGCUGAUCUGAUCUACAACCAUGGUUUCAAAACAAAUCAUUGCGCUUGUAUUACUGCUUACCCUGACCUUGGCCUAUGGAAAGGGAUACGACACACGUCGAUGGAAAAAAAACCGGGGUGAUGAUGACUCAGUGGGAAAUGACUCGGGUGGAAACGACUCAGGUGCAAACGACUCAGGUGCAGAUGAUUCAAACAGCAAAGAAGGUGGAAUAAAGCGUGGGCCACGAGGGCCGCGUGGUCACCCAGGAUCACCGGGUCCUGCUGGUAGGCCAGGGAUUGGAUUGCCUGGAGCCCCGGGUAAACCUGGAACACGAGGACCAGAGGGACAAUCAUUUGCAGGGAGACCAGGCAUUCCAGGAGGCCCGGGAAAACCAGGUGCAAGAGGAUUCCCUGGAGAAAAAGGCAACAGUGGAUCACCUGGGAAAGAAGGAGAAAGAGGCAGUGCAGGACACAGCGGACCUCCUGGACCUGCUGGAUUAUCAAUUCCAGGUAAAUCAGGUCCCCAAGGAGCAACCGGUCGUGCCGGUUCACCUGGAUCACCUGGAGAGAAAGGAAAGUCAGGGAGUCCAGGCCAACCAGGGCAAAGGGGAGAAAGGGGAUCAGGAGCCCCUGGACGUCCAGGAGAUAAAGGCGCCACAGGAGCAAGAGGACUUCCAGGUACACCUGGUUCAAAUGGAAUUGGAAGUCCUGGGCGUUCUGGUUCUCCUGGUAAACCAGGUUCAAAGGGUGAGAAGGGUGCAACAGGUUCACAUGGAAUACCAGGUGCACAAGGUCAAAAAGGACCGCCAGGAGCAGCUGGACAACCCGGAUAUGGAAAGACUGGAGCAAAUGGAAAACCAGGGUCAACAGGAGCCCCAGGAGCAAAGGGUUCACAAGGUCAUCAAGGUUUGUCAGGAGCACCUGGACUGCCGGGCAUAGGAAAAACUGGAAGUCAAGGUCCAAAAGGAGAGCGUGGUUCUGCAGGGACAAAUGGCUACCCUGGAAGUUCUGGGAAAAAAGGAGAAGGUGGACAACCUGGAGCUCAAGGACCUGAAGGACGAGCUGGUUCACCAGGUCAGCAAGGUUCAAGAGGGUUACCAGGUUCCACUGGAGCACCAGGAUCAAGAGGUCAGGCAGGACCAACAGGUCCACAAGGGUAUCAAGGCUUAAAAGGGCAGCCAGGAUCAACUGGUUCACCAGGAACACCAGGAUCUUCAGGUCAACCAGGUCGCCCAGGUGCUCAGGGCGAACAAGGUCCAGCUGGUAGAAAAGGUGACACUGGAAAUGCUGGAUCACCUGGUAAAUCAGGCAAGUCAGGUGCUACAGGACCUGCUGGGCCACCUGGAUAUCCAGGUAAAGAUGGAAUGAGAGGGUCUUCUGGAGCAUCUGGUUCUCGAGGUUCACCUGGAUCUCAAGGAUCUCGUGGAUACCCUGGAGAAAAGGGAGAUGCUGGUCCUCCUGGUCCACCUGGGAAUCGAGGAGAGUAUUAUGGAAAAAUAUCAGCCGGCAAACCUGGUUCAACUGGACAACAAGGACCACCAGGUCCUCAAGGGCGUCCUGGUCCACCAGGCCCUCCAGGAAGAAUGAUUGUACAAUCACAAAAACGUGAUGAUGAUGAUGACGACUCCAGCAUGUCAGAGGAAGCUAGUUCUAUUCCAGCAUUUACAGCCACACUUUCUCAUUCAUACUCAUCAACAGGAAAACCAGUAAAAUUUGACAGAAUAUUAAUUAAUUCUAAUGAUAAUUAUGAUCCAUCAACUGGAAUAUUUACAUGUGAUGUAUCUGGAAUCUAUCAAUUUUCUUAUCAUAUACAAGUCAAAGGAGCAAAUGUUUGGGUUGGAUUAUACAAAAAUGAUCGACCUGUAAUUUACACAUAUGAUGACCAUCAAAAAGGUUAUAUUGAUCAGGCUUCAGGAAGCGCUAUAUUAUAUUUACACAAAGGUGAUCAAGUUUACAUUCAAUUACCUUCAAAAGAAUCCAAUGGGUUGUAUUCAUCAGAUGAUAAAACGUCUUCCUUUUCAGGGUUUCUAAUUGCUCAUUCAUGAUGCACAUUAACGGAAAUGGGUGAUGUAAAUGAAUCUAUUAUGACUGUUCAUUGAUCAGGACGACUGAAUCCUGAUUAGAGAUCAAAUUCAAAUGUAGCACAGCGUGAAAGGUCAUAGAAACAGUAUGUUCUUGCAUGGAGUAAGUUUGUCCUGUUGUUAUUUUUCCUGUUAAUAAAACAUUUCUUAAAACAAAA
This is a messenger RNA of Amblyraja radiata (thorny skate), 2294 nucleotides long. Its product is annotated as collagen alpha-1(X) chain-like. The transcript has 4 exons. The coding region runs from base 97 to 2100 and encodes 667 amino acids. The record is from RefSeq and is a predicted model, not a curated record. NCBI's taxonomy places the organism in Eukaryota, Metazoa, Chordata, Chondrichthyes, Rajiformes, Rajidae. Gene Ontology annotation, molecular function: protein binding.